Pochonia chlamydosporia 170 is the source of this 3495-nucleotide messenger RNA. RefSeq names its product phosphorylase superfamily protein. NCBI's taxonomy places the organism in Eukaryota, Fungi, Ascomycota, Sordariomycetes, Hypocreales, Clavicipitaceae. Gene Ontology annotation, molecular function: catalytic activity. The record is from RefSeq and is a predicted model, not a curated record. Gene Ontology annotation, biological process: nucleoside metabolic process. The coding region runs from base 1 to 3495 and encodes 1164 amino acids. The transcript is spliced from 2 exons.
AUGUCUGCGGAUUCACAACACGUUGAGCAUGGAGAUGGUGUCCGGAAGAAUCGCUCGGGACAGGAAAAGCGGUCUUCACCUACCAUCCCAGUAAUGCUCGACAGGUAUGUGAAUGCAACUCAGCACUCCGAAAUUCCUGUGCCAGAACGAUUCCUGAGACAUGGCGGAUCAUCCCACGGACGGCACACGACCCAUGACAUGGAUCCGACAAGGUUCGAACAAUGGAUGAGGUCUAAGCUCUCCGUCGUUGACAGGUCCGGCCAUAGCGAGAAUACGAUGCGACAUGCUAUAUUCGCGGUCAACAUGGAAGACUUUGUAUCUGUCCUGAACGAUGAGUAUGAGGAUGUUCCGGCUUGCUCGGUUCUAACAGUGACCAGUUCAGCUGCCUCGGGCUCUAAUGCGUUCGCGGAUGUCGCAGAGUGUUAUGUUAGGUCACAAUGGUCGCAUCAUGGGGUUCGAGUGCUGGACUGGCUGUCUCGAUUUCGAAAUCGUGAUUUGCGACAAUUGGCAUCUCUAAAACUAGACAUGCCAGAUAAUGAUGUAAUUCUCAAUAGCUGGGGCACUAACACCUCCUGGAAAAAGGUUGAAGUAUUCGGAACAGAAGAGGUCGUGGCAAAAAUAGCUCUACAGCUCGCAUGGACGAUGAUGGCGUUCCGAAAACCACGUCCAAGGUCGAAGGAGCUGUCACUCUUCGCUGCCGAAGUAACGUUCUCUGAGGAGGGACUGGUCCUUCCUAGUUCUACAGCGUCCUCACAGCCCUGCUUCAACUUCAGAAUCAAAGUUCGAGAACCUCAAGCUUCUGAGGCAGUCGAAAAGGAAGGAGCUUGCUGGAACAACGCAUUUCGGCACUUUGCAGUCGCUACCGGAUUCCACAUUCCAUCACGGCCAGCUGAUUUCCGUGGUGUGGAGCUGCCUUUCGCAUUGAUGACAAUUUUAACCCAAGUCGACUAUCCCUUACCAUUCAUGGAUGGUUUUGUUCUCAAGGGCCGUAAAUCUGCCGUCUUUCCGGUUCUGUCCAACAGAGAGAGGACUGCCGUUCAGUGGCAUCUGGUCGAGGCCAAGGGAUCUUGCUCUUCCAUGGCGGAAAUUCACAAUACUUUACCGGAACUUGUAACCGUCACUGGCUCCCUCGAUGAGUAUGUCGAUACCGGUUUGCCUGCUACAAAACGUCACUUCCUGGGGCUAUACCGGGAUGCGAGGAUUCACCUUGGCACUCAAGAUUCUCAAGCUGAGAAGAUCUCAAGCGUGGAUGGGGUUCCGAACGUUCAUAUUUCAUCGGGAACGCCUAUGAAGUGGCAGAGAAUUAUCAAUAUGUCCUUGCACAUAUCGGCCAAGGCAGCAAGUGUCGGGGUCUCGACGGAGUUCCGACUUGGGAAGUCGCUGCAAAAGUCACUGAGCAUCGAACAUAAUCCACUGCAACUCUUUGACCUAGCUUGUGAGAAUCUGACAUUAUUAUACAAUGUCGAGACGAAGACGGCAUGGUUGUUGCCAGAAAUAUGUGUAAUUCUGCAUUUAAUGCAGGCCCAGACUCGCAACAAGCGCAAGGGAUACCGGUUUCGAUUCCCCUCCUUCGUGGAUAUGGCAGCAAGCAAGUUGGAGAAUACGUGCCGCCGCUUUCUAGAACAAAACCUCAACUUGCAACCCAUGUUCAAACAGUUCUCGGAUGCUUUUACUCAGAUGAAAGAGGACAUUCUCAUGAAACCCAAGGGAGUCAGACUACGUAAUGUGUUCUUUGAGUCAACCGAGCGACUAGCCGGAGUCGAUUUCACUGAGUUAUCCUUGCUCCCUCUGAAAUACUCGACCAGAGAGGUCGAACUGCCGACUAGAUCUAGUGGCGGCUGGGUAGAAAUGCUCAAGGAUAAUUGGGAAGCGAAGAAGAGUUACAAGAUUGUGAGCAUCUUUUGCAAGAAUCUGUACCCAGAACCAGUCAAACCGACAGGUAUGGAGUGCAGUACUUGGUGUCCGCCUCCUGUUAACUCCGAUUAUCUCAUCACCACUAUCUCCUGCAUCAGGAAAUUAGCAGAGAGACACGGAAGAGAUCCAGUAAAGCUCUCACCCAAUAUGUUUUGGGGACCUGGCAAUGUUGACCCAUAUAGCAUCUGUCCUAAGAGGAACUGCAACCGACUGCAGCAGAUAGUUAAACAACAGCCCAGCAGGCGCAUGUUUAAUAUCAUGGAAGAUGCGCCAGCUGAUGGUGCCCUUGUGUUUGGUGGGUCGUAUUGCAUGAAUCCUCAGAUGAAGUGCUCUACCGGGAGUGCCCCAAGAACGCUUGAAAUCCUCAGAGAAGAGCUGGGAUCGGAGGUCCCUGAUUAUGCUUCACGAGCCGCUUCCAUGUCAGAACCAACCGCUUCAAGCCUGAAUCGCAGGCAGAGUGCUAUCCAAGCUGCGGACAAACUCGCAAAUUUCCACAUGCUCAAUGUGGCAUCUUAUAUCGAGCCAAGCUGGCGUGAAGACUUUUUCGUUGCAAUCAUUUGCGCUCUACCACGCGAAGCAGAUGCAGUCACUUUAUUGUUUGAUAAAUUCUGGGACGAAGAUGGCGAUACUUUUGGCAGGGCUAAAGGUGACACAAAUGCUUAUACAACAGGGCGUUUUGGAUCGCAUAAUGUUGUCCUUGCUGUGCUUCCCGCGAUGGGGACAACUAACGCCGCGGCAGCAGCUGCUAACCUCCGCUUAAGCUAUCCUAAUCUUAAGUUGACAUUAAUUAUCGGAAUCUGCGGUGGGAUUCCGAAGGUAGGUGGGAUUGACGCCUUUCUAGGCGAUGUUAUCAUUGGCAAAACAAUCGUCCAGUAUGAUUAUGGACGACUGUACCCGGGGCAAUUCUCAGUCAAGAAAUCAGUUGAUGAUAGUCUUAGCCGCGCGAAUAAGGAUAUUCGAGGCCUUCUUGCUAGUUUUGAGAUGGAACAUGGACAUGAACAACUGCGAUCUAAGGCUGCUCUUCACCUUAAGCACUUACAGGAAAAAGCUGCUCGCAAGAAGCGACGAGCAAAUUACCAUUAUCCAGGAAUCACCAACGACAAACUAUUCCUACCGAGUUAUCGCCACUCGCAUCACGACUCCUGCGAUAUUUGUUGUGGCGAACCUGCCCGUAUCUGUGACAUUGCCUCCGGGGCUUCUUGUGUGGAAAUCGGCUGCAACGAGGAUAACUUGGUGAGAAGGCAAAGACCCACUGUAGAAUGCGGUCGCUGCCCUAAUAUCUUUAUUGGCUGUCUGGGCUCAGGUAAUACAGUCAUGAAGUCGGGUGAGGAUCGCGAUCGCAUCGCCGCAGAACAGGGUGUCAUUGCUUUUGAGAUGGAAGGGGCAGGGGCUUGGGACGAGGUCCCAUGCAUUGUUAUUAAAGGCAUCUGUGACUAUGCAGAUAGCCAUAAAAACAAGACGUGGCAAGAUUUUGCGGCAGCUACAGCAGCGGCGGUGGCCAAAGCACUGCUAGAGAGAUAUAUACGUGAGGAUGCUGGUAGAGCUUUGGCAAGCAGAAAUCGAGAGUUCAGGUAUGAGUAA